This is a messenger RNA of Dromiciops gliroides (monito del monte), 3361 nucleotides long. RefSeq names its product peroxisomal biogenesis factor 26 (gene PEX26). Gene Ontology annotation, cellular component: peroxisome; peroxisomal membrane. Bases 814 to 1797 code for a protein of 327 amino acids. The transcript has 5 exons. The record is from RefSeq and is a predicted model, not a curated record. Gene Ontology annotation, biological process: protein import into peroxisome membrane; protein import into peroxisome matrix. Gene Ontology annotation, molecular function: protein-containing complex binding; ATPase binding. Lineage: Eukaryota; Metazoa; Chordata; Mammalia; Microbiotheria; Microbiotheriidae.
UUGCCCAAGAUGUCCGUAGAGGGCUCCUGGUCUCUCGUGGAGCCGAAGGUGAGCUUUCCAGGGUGGAUUUGACUCUCGGGUGAGGGUGGCCGCAGCUUUUGCUCCGGCCCUGCCGAAUGCGGGACCUUCCGGCAGCAGCGAGUCGUCGCCAAGUUCAAGGUGUCAUGUUAGGUUGACACAGGUGAACUCAGGCGGAGGUGGCCCGGGGGCUGGAGACUCUUCCGAGAACCCCCACCCUCCCCGGUCCCUGGAGCAGCAACGGCCGCGGAGGCCGGACCUCUCCAAGUUCAAGGUUGACUCAGUGAAACUCGGGCGGGGGCGAGUCCUCAGAGGACCCCGCCCCAGCAUCAGCCUCCGAGGAAGCGAGGCAUUGCCAGAUUCAAGGCUGAAUCGGUCAAGUCGGGCACAGGUGACCUGGAGGCUGGUGACUCUCCAGCCCCACCCCCCGCAAGCGGAACCCCUGGGAGCGGAGCACUUUCUGCCUCUUCCCUUGAAGAUAGCUUCCCAGCUUUCCCCGUCCUCGUUCCCAGGAGGACUUGGGUUCUAAUCUUGCCACUAGCAGCGCUACCUUGGGCAAAUCACUUCUCCUCAUUGGUCUUGUUUCCUCAUCUGUAAAAUGAGGGGGUUGGAUCGGAUCUCACAGCGCCCUUUUCCUCUCUGAAUCCGGACUCUGUGCUGUUGUCAGGGGGGGGCAGGGCACCAUGUAGAUGGGCUUUCUCCUAUUCCCAGGGCAAGCCACAGCAGAGGGACUAGCGGACAGGAGGGCAUCCACCCCAAAGUCGCCAGCCGAAAGGUACCAGUCACAAGUGAGCCAUGAAAAACGAAGUGUCACUGUCUGCCCUGGGACUCAGGGGUUCCGCGGGGUCACUGAGAAGCAGUGAGCCCGUGGGCUUGGCCCCACCCCCUUCUCUGCUCCAGAGCUUGCUGGAAGAGGCUGCUGACUACUUAGUGGUACACCGAGAUUUCAAGGCAUGCCUGGAGACAUGCCAAAGGGGCUGUGAAAGACUGGCCUCUUACUUGCAGGCAGAGGAGUAUGAGGACAGCAAGGACCUGAAGUGCUUCCUGUGUGUGGUGGGGAUCCAGGCCCUGGCGGAGAUGGAUCGAUGGCGAGAAGUUCUCUCUUGGCUUCUGCAGUAUUAUCAGGUCCCAGAACAUCUGCCCCCCAAAAUUCUGGAACUAUGCAUUCUUUUAUACAGCAAAGUCAAGGAACCCCAGGCGAUCCUGGAGGUGGCCAGCAAUUGGUUGAGAGACCCAGCCAAUCGAAACCUGCCAGAAUAUGGGGCCAUAUUUGAACUUCAUCUGUUUCGGGUGCUGUUGCCCUUGCACUGUUGGACAGAUGCAGAGGACAUGGCUGGGCUCUGUGCAGAAGAGGAGCAGCGACGGGCUGCUUCUCAGGCCAUCCACACAGCAAGGCAGCAGCAAGAGGAGAACCUGGAGGGGACUGAGGCACCAGACCCACAAAAGGAGAACCAGGGAGGCACAUUCUGCCGAAAGCUGCUGGCCUUGUGGAAGAUCCUACGCUGGUUGCUAGAGUCUGUGGUGGACCAUUUCCUUUCUCUACCCCUAAAGAAGACCCUCUUGAUUGCUUUGAUCCUCUGCCUCUUGGUGAUGAGAUUUGAUCCAGGGGAUAAAAUAAGGAUGAAGAAGAUGAGAAGGGAAAGAACCAUUCACAGAAAUCUCUUUGUGCCCUACCGCUUUGUCCUCUCACUGCCUUUCUUCUACAAGUUGGCUCACGUCUUCUAUCGCCUUCGAGGGACCAUCUUUUCUCCAUGCUACCUGGCGACUUACAAUUCGUGAUGGAGUGAACUUUGCAACACAUCUCACUUGUACCACUGUUGGCAGUGACACUGGCAGAAUGUCUUAUUGACUUCUACAUUCAUGUCUGGGUCUUCUGUUAUUUUAGGGCUAAUAAUUUGGGAAAGCUGGGUCUGGUCAGAUGGACUACAGCCUCCCCAGCAAAAAAUCCAGCUGAGGGAGGGGACAGGCCAAUCUGGACUAUGAUACUGCCCCCAACUCUUCCCUCUUUAUAGACUCUACCUUCUCUAGUCUCAUUGCUAUGAUUCUAGGUGAUAAGAAAGUGGUUAGGUGCAAUAAAGCCUAUCUGUCCUUCCUCUUUAGAGUAGCUCACUACCCAGAAUCCCUCUCAAAUGGGAUUGUUUUGGAAUGGUGACCAGGAGCUAUGGAAUAUUGUUGUAUCUGUCCAGAGGCAGGAUCAUUGAGAGGUAGGCUUGGUGACUAGAGACUGAGUCAUAUGGAAGGGAAGAAGGGGGGUGAUUUUACAGGUUAGAGCAUUUGACCUCAUUGAGACCUAAUCUUUUUUAUUUUGACUCUUUAUCUCAUGGAAGUAUUGGAAGCUUCUCUGAAAUUCAUUCUGUUAAUUAGCUUUAAUGAGACCUGAUGGGGAAAAACCCUUUUGUUUCUCAAGAGGUAUAAAAAAUUUGAAUCUGUACAUGGAUUCCAGAGCUCUUAGCAAAUUAGGGGCAGCUAGGUGCACAGUGGAUAGAGUGCUGGGCCCAGGAAUCACGAAGACCUAAGUACAAAAACUGGUUUCCAUCACUUACUAGCUGUGUGAUCCUAGGCAAGUCACUUAAUCUCUGUUUGCCUCAGUUUCCUCAUCAGUAAAAUGGGGCUGAUAAUAGUGCCUGCCCCCUCUCAGGGUUGUUGAAAGGAUCAAACUGGAUAAUAUUUGUAAGGUACUUAGUACAGUGCUUUUCAUAUAGUAAGUGCUGUGAAAAUGUUAGCUCUUAUUAGCUAACUAUUAUUCCAGAUCAGAUUUCAGUCUGACUGGACAAAUCAAGAACUAUAGGCUAGAAACUGAGCUUGUAACGACUGGUAAACUCAGGCAACUCACUAAAAAGAGAAGGCAGUUAGUUGUCUAUCUCAUCUUUUGUCAGAAUGCUCUGAACCUUCUUCUGCUUAAUUUUCAGGUUAUUGGGCAAUUGUCUAAGUCUGCUCCCUGAUACAUAGCAUCAUUUUCCUGCCCCAGUGUUUUCUGUCCUCUGAGACUGUUCAUGUGAUUCUCUUUUUCCUUACCUGUGGGGUGGGAUUGUUGGUUGUAUUUCUGGGAAGCAGCUGUUAAUCCCUAUGCAUAUCCUAAUAUUCCCGAUCACCAUCUCCAACUCCCUACUUCAAAAUUUCCCUUUUAUUUGAAUAACGCAUGGGGGUUUUUGUUUGUUUUUUCGUUUUUUUACUUGUGGCCUUGAGAAGUAGGGCCAACAGCAGGGACUAAUGGGCUAGAUAUGGAAUUAGGUAAUACGUGGAAGUGGAAAAAGAGACUUAGGCUUGAAAGAACUGUACAAUAAAAAUGUUUUUGUGGAAAGUACUAUGGAUCACCUUUGAGUAUAAUGAAUGUUGAAUCAGA